ACGCGUUUAUUCCGUUAUCCGAAGUCACUUUGUCGGCUUAGGUUAUGUCAAAUUUCGAACAGUGUAUGCUUCUGCAAACUCGAUUCAUGUGCAUUUUGAAGUUCUUUUAUUCGUUGUUUUAUUUUUUGACUGGGGUUUGUUUUUAUUUACUUGUACAGUAGUGCUUUCAUAAAACCAAGUGUUCACAUAAAAACAUUAUGCCACCUAAAAGGCCAAGUAGCCCAUCGAAGCAGUCAUCUGAAAAUAAAAAUGUAAAUAAGAAGAAAAAGAAUGUUCCUGUAAAUAAUCAAAAUAAUAAUCCUGGAUUAAAAGUACCUGGUUCCAAUUGGGAAAAGUUUAAGGCAAUGCUCGCAGAAAGUGAUAAAGGAAGCACAAAUAAUUCAAGUGUAAAAAAAAAGAAUUCACAAAAUAACAGAAAUAUGCUUCCGCGUAAUAACGGAAACAUGCAGCCACAAAAUAAUAGAAAUAUGCAAUCACAAAAUAAGUCUAAUGUUCAGGUAAUAAAAAAAUUCAUUUAUUACCUUAUUCGUCUAAUUAAUUUAUUGUGCUUAUUCGUAACAAAUAAUUUUGGAAACAAGCAACAGACAACUAAUUUAAGUACAAAGGGAAAUAUUCCACAGGGUCAAACAGCUUCCAAUAAAUUUGGAAUCGCAACAAUGGAUCAUAGGCACAACAAGACCUCAAUGGGAACAGAUCCAAAAAACAGUGCACCCUAUUUGAAAACAAAUAACAGAGAGUUACUGAAUACAAGCAAAGGAUCCAGUAGUUCAUCAAAUAAUUCAAAUAAAGAUCAGGAUACUACUGGUCUAACUAAAGCUAUUGCUAUUGACUGUGAAAUGGUUGGUAUCGGUGACGGAAAGGAAAGUAUGUUGGCAAGGGUGUCAAUUGUAAAUCGUUAUGGGCACUGCUUGUACGAUACCUUUGUAAAGCCUAGAGAACCAAUUGCAGAUUUCAGAACUGAAGUAAGUGGAGUGAGGCCUCAAGAUUUAAGAAAUGGACAAGAUUUUGAAACUGUACAAAAAAAAGUCUAUGAACUUUUUAAAGGACGAAUUCUUGUGGGUCAUGCUUUACACAAUGAUUUGGCAGUUCUAUUUAUUUCACAUCCAAGAAAAAUGCUAAGAGAUACUGCAAGGUACAAACCAUUUCGAAAAGUUACCAAUGGCAAUACACCUAGUUUAAAAAAACUAGCCGCUGCGCUAUUAGGAAUCAGUAUUCAAUCUGGAGAACACAGUUCUGUUGAAGAUGCAAGAGCAGCUAUGCAAAUAUAUCAAAUGCACAAAAAAGAGUGGGAAGCUUCACUUAAGAAAAAAAGAAAAUGAAAUUUAUUUUAUUGACAUUGUGACAAAGCGUGCCAAAAAGUGAGAUGUGACAAAAAAAACUUUGCAUUUGUGACAUACAUUGUAAAAUGUAUAUAUAGUUUUAUAAAUAAAAUGUACAAUUUUAACGCUAGAUCCAUAGU
Molecule: messenger RNA, 1459 nt
Organism: Trichogramma pretiosum
Lineage: Eukaryota; Metazoa; Arthropoda; Insecta; Hymenoptera; Trichogrammatidae
Product: RNA exonuclease 4
Exons: 2
Coding region: 198-1319 (373 amino acids)
Biological process (GO): rRNA processing
Cellular component (GO): nucleus
Molecular function (GO): nucleic acid binding; 3'-5' exonuclease activity
Source: RefSeq, a predicted model, not a curated record